Pezoporus flaviventris is the source of this 1549-nucleotide messenger RNA. RefSeq lists its product as uncharacterized. The transcript has 3 exons. The record is from RefSeq and is a predicted model, not a curated record. Bases 1 to 1113 code for a protein of 370 amino acids. Lineage: Eukaryota; Metazoa; Chordata; Aves; Psittaciformes; Psittacidae.
AUGCUGGUCUGCGGCGACGCGGCGCCUUUAAGCGCGGGGCCGGCCGGGCGCGCACCGCCCCGGCAGCUCUCGCCGGCGGCGGCAGGAGGGGGCGGUGGCGGCGGCGGCUGCUGGGUAGGGGGGAGCGGCGGCGGCGCCGGGGCUCCGGCAGCGCGGCGCGGGGGGGUCGCGGCAGGGGGCGGCCCCGGGGGGGGCCCCCCCGGUGAGCGGUGCCGGGGCUGCGGCCGCGUGCACCAUCCGGGGUCAAGGCGCGAGCGGGGUGCCGGAGGGCGGGGGGUUGAGCCCAGGGGUACCGGAGGGCGGCGGAGUGGCCCCAGGGGUGCAGGAGGAGGGGGGCUUCACCCAGGGCGUGCAGGAGGCGGGGCUGGGGGAGCUGCCCCGCGGCCAGGAGCUGGUGGCCGCGGGCGGCGGGGGGCCGGGGCGCGGCGGGGGCCAGGGCCGGUGGCACUGGGUGCCGCUGGGGGAGCGGACGGGCUUGCAGGAGUGGGGCGAGCGGCCCGCGCUGGUCACCGCAGCCGGCGGCGGCCCCAAGCCGGGCGCGGAGCCGCGGCGGCCCCGGGAGCGGGGGACGGCCCGGGCGCGGCGGCGGGCGCGGGGCGCGGAGGAAGCGGCGGCGGGGGAAGACGGGGGCAGCCCCGGGGCGCAGCCGCCGCGGAGAGCGCGGUGCGCGGUGCGGGGCGUGCAAGAGCACGGCCCCAAAGCCGGGCAGGAGCAGGGCCUGAGCCGGCGGGCGCAACAGGAGCGGGGCGGGGGGCGGCGGGAGGCGAGCCCCCCAGGCCGGGCCCGCUGGUGGGUGCGGCGGGGCCGGCAGGAGGAAGGGGAGGCCAGGGGCGGGGUGCAGGAGGAGGGCGAGUUCUACUCGGGGGAGCAGGAGCACCCCGGCGGUACCCCCGCCACACGGAACCCCGCACACCGCCCGAGCCGCAGGCGGGCCGCCCGGCUGUGAGGCCGGACCCGGCACCCGCUGCUGGCCGCCACGCGGGGGAUACCCCCGGAGACCGGGCUGCUGCCGGCGUCGAUCUGCGUACCACGGCCCGACCGGCGGGCGGGCGCAUCCUGCCUGACAUGUGGGCUGCCCGGAGAGCGGCCGUGCCGGUCCUCUGCCUGCGGUGACGCUGUGGACCCGGCGCAGGAUGCGGUGGCAGUGGCGGUGAGCACAGAGGACAGAGCAGGCAGUGGGGUCUGGAGUGAGUGGGUGCUCGGUGCCCUUGAACCCUCCCAAACCGCAGCGGAAGCUGGGGGAAGGUUUUUUUUUUUUCCUGGAGAAAAGGCGGCUUUGCUCUACCCCGGGCUCGUGGGAGCUCCAGCGCUGAACAGAGGAUCCUUGUCCUCCCGAGCCGGCCCUGCGCACUGGGGUGUUGUGUGGCUGCUGGAACCCGAAGCAGCGAUGAGGUGCAGGGAGCCUCUACCCACUGGCUUGGUGGGCUACACCGUGUCUGUGUCCAGCCACACUAGCAGGUUUUUCUCUACACACUCGGGACCCUUUGGGUACUUUUGUUCUUUGUUGGUUUCGCAUUUUUUAAUAAAGCCUUUAAGUUAAACCGGGUAA